Puccinia graminis f. sp. tritici CRL 75-36-700-3 is the source of this 333-nucleotide messenger RNA. RefSeq lists its product as uncharacterized. Gene Ontology annotation, biological process: cellular response to starvation; regulation of autophagy; positive regulation of TOR signaling. The record is from RefSeq and is a predicted model, not a curated record. Bases 1 to 333 code for a protein of 110 amino acids. The transcript is spliced from 3 exons. Gene Ontology annotation, molecular function: GTP binding; GTPase activity. NCBI's taxonomy places the organism in Eukaryota, Fungi, Basidiomycota, Pucciniomycetes, Pucciniales, Pucciniaceae. Gene Ontology annotation, cellular component: nucleus; Gtr1-Gtr2 GTPase complex; fungal-type vacuole membrane.
AUGAGGAAUAUGAUCUUCGCUAAUAUGGCUGCGGCAGAUACCAGGAAACUGGGAGCAACCAUAGAUAUGGAGACCACCCCAAUAAAAUUCUUGGGUCAUUUCGCCAUCAGGUUAGUAGACUGUGGGGGACAAGACUCGUAUAUGCACAACGUCUUGUCGAUGCCUGCCCGGAAUCGAAGCUCAGUUUUCUCUCAGAUCGGUUGUCUGCUAUACGUGUUUGAUGUGGAGAGUCCAGAUUUUUCAACCAUAGAUAUGAUUUGGUUCUCGAGAGUGAUUUUGGCGAUCUUAGAAACGCUUAGUGAAUCAGAGAAGUAUGGUAGAAUUGAAUGGUGA